Mycotypha africana is the source of this 1272-nucleotide messenger RNA. RefSeq lists its product as uncharacterized. Gene Ontology annotation, molecular function: flavin adenine dinucleotide binding; electron-transferring-flavoprotein dehydrogenase activity. The transcript has 3 exons. Gene Ontology annotation, cellular component: cytoplasm. The coding region runs from base 1 to 1272 and encodes 423 amino acids. The record is from RefSeq and is a predicted model, not a curated record. Lineage: Eukaryota; Fungi; Mucoromycota; Mucoromycetes; Mucorales; Mycotyphaceae.
AUGUCAGAUAGAGUGAAGCUAGUUAUCGUAGGUGGAGGUGCAGCAGGUUUACUCAUCGCAAUGAAGUUGGCCAAAACAAGAGGCAUUGAAAUGACACUCAUUGACUACAAAACGUUUUAUGAGUAUACACCCGCACUCUGCUCUGUAUUGUUUGAAAAGACAGAUGAAAGUUUUGUACAGCAUUUUAAAAGUAUCACAUUUGAUUAUGAGCCUUAUCUGACCAAGUUGGGCGUCAAAUUUGUAUUGGGAAAGGUGAAGUCUAUUCAGUCAGAUGAAAUUUCUUUAAUGGAUAAAGCGGAACCUAUUCAAUUUGACUACGCUGUCAUAUGUACGGGUUCCAGUUAUGCAGAGCCUUGGAAAACAAUGACGCCUGAAGAAACAAAACCUUCUUUAUCAGUCAACGAGCGGUUUGAAUACUUGAGCCAGCAACGACAACGAUAUAAGCAAGCGCAGGAUAUUUUAUGCAUUGGAGGAGGACCUGUGGGCGUUGAGACGGUCAUGGAAAUAGCUUAUAGAUCGCCUACGAAAAGUCUCACUCUGAUCGAUACUAAACCUAUUGUAUUAUCGAGUGCUCCAGGUCAUUUAGGUAGUUAUGCUCAAAAGAUCCUACAGUCCAAGCCUUCCAUUCGUUUGAUCAAUGAAGAGAAAAGUGAAAAGGUUGAUAAUAGCAACAGCAGUAACAACAACAACAACAACAACAACAAAUCAAUAUAUGUAACAGAUAAAACCAGGACAAGGUUGGAAGCAGAUUUAGUUUAUAAUUGCAUUGGCGUCACCCCCAACUCAAAUUUCAUAGAUCCAUCUUGGCUGGAUGAUAAAAAGCAAGUGCGUGUCAAUGAGUUCUUUCAAGUAACAUCAGUAGCAGACGGUAAUGUGUAUGCAUUGGGUGAUGUCAGUUCUAUUGAGGACCCUAAAAUGUUUUAUACAGCUCACAUACAAGCUGUUCACUUUGCCAACAAUAUGCAGCGUAUUUUGAAAAGUGAAGGUGAGGGACGGCAACGGCACAAGACACUGCUGCCUUAUCAUGGUGUUCGCCCUAAUAUGGUUGUCUCAAUGGGUCCUACGCAUGCUGUCGCUCAUGUGAACGGCCUGAAUUUGACGGGUUGGCCUAUUUGUGAGAAGGAGGGAAGUAGAAUAGCAGCGUGGACAAAGCAUUGUAUUGAACGCAUCACGAUGAAUGAUUUUGGUUUAAAAGUUCCGGCCAACACUCUACUCUAUUAUACUCAGGAAAAGAGCUUUGGUGGGAUAUUGGGCCAUAAGCACUCAUCCUAG